Messenger RNA from Oppia nitens, 579 nucleotides. RefSeq names its product protein NDRG1-like. The transcript has 3 exons. Gene Ontology annotation, cellular component: cytoplasm. The record is from RefSeq and is a predicted model, not a curated record. Gene Ontology annotation, biological process: signal transduction. Bases 1 to 579 code for a protein of 192 amino acids. Lineage: Eukaryota; Metazoa; Arthropoda; Arachnida; Sarcoptiformes; Oppiidae.
AUGUCCACACUUAACCCGAUUUCGUUCAUCGGUUUUGGUUACGGUGCCGGCGCUAACGUAUUGAGUCGGUUUGCACUCAACUGUCCCGAUAUGGUCGAGGGAUUGUUUCUCAUUCAUCCAUCAGCAACGGCCAGUACAUGGACUGAAUUGAAAACGUUGGACAUCACGCGCGACGAUAAACACGAAACGAUUCGGUGCAGUGUUGCCCUGAUAUGUGGACAGUAUUCGGCGCAAUAUGUGGACGAAUCGGUCAAAAUGAACAGCCGAUUGUGUCCGAGCGACUCGACAUGGAUUAAGUUGUCGGAUGUGUCGAUGGUCUUAGAAGAACAGCCGUACAAAGUGGCCGAAACUUUUUUUGGCUGUUUCUCCAAUGGUUUGGGCUAUACGUUGAAAGCCUAUCGGAAAAAGAGGGCUCUUAUGAUGGGAAUGUCGAUGCCAUGUCUGGCCAGAUCUCGGCUUAGCUUAUAUAGUGGUAGCGCUGACACCGGCGGGCCGUCAACUGGUGGUUACUCCAGGGGUUGGGCUAUACAGGGCCCCAAUGUUGGGAAAGUCAAAGCCAUGUCUAACCAACAAAAUUAA